Molecule: messenger RNA, 9454 nt
Organism: Hypomesus transpacificus
Lineage: Eukaryota; Metazoa; Chordata; Actinopteri; Osmeriformes; Osmeridae
Product: inhibitory synaptic factor 2A
Exons: 3
Coding region: 1287-2819 (510 amino acids)
Biological process (GO): inhibitory postsynaptic potential
Cellular component (GO): postsynaptic density
Source: RefSeq, a predicted model, not a curated record
AGAGAAAAGCUAGUGGUGCCAAACGACACCAGGACACCAGCCUGCCCUGUGGUGCAGCUGAACUGAUCCAGUAAGAAGCUUCUGAUCUGAUGAUCUAGGAGGGGACGUCCGAUCCAUAUUCGACAAGAAAGUAGAAAGAGAAACAAAUCCUUGUGGAUGGUAACCACUCACAGAUAAGCAGUGAGGGAUAAGGCUAUGCUAUCAGUGUCUACAUCAGCAGUGAAGGGUUUACCUAUCGUCCACACCAUGCAGAGAACCUUGGCUGGAUUAUGAAAGCAGACUGCAUGAUAGCUGUGAUAUGGCAGGCCUGUAUUGUGGAGUUAUAAUUGAUUAUCUUUUUGAGAUCAGUUGGUCUGAUGGGCGAUAACUCUGUUGGUAUUUGGACCACAGUGUAAUAGGCUGACUGACCCUGUUUCUUCUUUUCACUUAGCGCCUACGCGCACAAGCACACGCAAACACACUCACAGUUUAAUCUGAGCAGGUAAGCAGUGAAGGGGCUUGUAAGGUGUGUUGUGUGCCGAACUUGCUGAAUCAGUGGUGAACAGUGGGAACACCUGCACUACUGCUGCUGUUCUCACACACGCAUGCAAGCCUGUCAACUCAGAGGUUGUGAGGUCAUAGCAUUAAAACCCGCAAUUACCAGGCAAUAAGAAACAAGUGACAAAUAGGACUAGCACUUAUUAAACAUUGGUGUCAUCAGUUUCACAGACUGAGAGAUUCAAGAUGUCGUAAAAAAAGAUAAACAUAAAUAAAAAUGCUAGAAUUAUUUUAGGGCGUACUAAACCCUCACCCCUGCAGUUUUUCAGUAAAUAAAAGCAGAUGGAUUGGCGAGCUUGAAAGACCACAGCAAAUCGUUAAUGAACAAGCCAGAUGGACAGAUUUCUCUCUCCAAGGCCAACAGUAAAUGUUGAUUCACAGCCAAUGUUGAUUCACUCAGACCCUGUUCCACACGCAACGCAGAGAGAGACACACUUUGUAAAAGCAACAUCUGACACAGACAUACCGUCCAAUCGCUGUGAGAGCACUAUGGAAGACAUUGGGGAGAAGUGCUUAAAUAUAUAGUAUUAAGUACAGUAUGUGCAACUCAUUAGCGAGACAGGUGUUCAGGGCAUUUCAUUUUGAUGACAUGUUUUACUAAUUCAAUAGGAGGCACUCAUGUCCUUAAGCAUCAGCCAUAUGUACACGCACGAGGACGCCCAGAAAACUACUGUUGGUCUCAAACUUUCAUCAGCAGGCAUUAACACUCUCUCUCCUCUCUUUUUCCGCUCGCCUGCCGCCUAGGAACCAUGGUGAGCAAGGAAGGCAGCAAGUGUGCGCUCACCAACUCAGAGUCCGACUCGGAGACGGCGCCCUCGGCCUCGCUGGCGCUGGAGGUCAAGUACUCGCUGGACGCUAGCCGGCAGGUGCGGAAGCGGAACAAGGCCCUGCAGGUGCGCUUCAAGGACAUCUGCGAGGCGCAGAACGAGCAGAGAGAGGCGGCAAGGCAGGCGGCGGCCGGAGGCAAACCGGUCUCCUACAAGGCGGCAUACCGCAAGUACAUGACGGUGCCAGCCCGCCGCUCCAUCCCCAACGUGACGCGCAGCACGGGCGUGCAGACGUCGCCCGACCUGAAGAAGCGCUACCAGACCUUCCCCUUCGAGCGCAAGAAGGGCCAUGGGCACACCAUCAAGCAUGUGGCGGCCGUGGAGAGCUACAAGGGCCAGAACAACGGCUUCCUGCUGGACCUGAAGCAGCCCAGGGCAGGGGCGGAGGAGGGCAGCGUGGAGGGCGCGUGCACGGCAAGCGGGGUCUGGAGGACCAGGGCUCUGCUCCAUACCAGCGAGUGUGUGGCCACCGUGGAACAGCACGCUGCCCUGGUUUCAGACGGCCCGUGUUCAGACUCUGCUGCACGCCGGCUCAGCUGCGGCGCCGCCGACUCCGGCAGCCUCCUCCCCAGCGCCGCCCCGCAGGCGGACUACCAGCUGUGCAGCAUAAGCUCCAAGCCCAGGAGAGGACUACCACACGGGGAGAACAACCCGGACCGGCCGUCGUCCAAGCGCCAUAUGCUCAACCUGGACGAGGGCUCGUCGCGGACCCUGCCAGACCGGACGCCCACAGUCUUGGGCCCCAUCGCCUGGAACUCCCUGACGCAGGUGGAGUGCCUGGACAGUCCGGGCGUGCGCACCAAGCGCAAGAAGGGUGUGCAGAUCAACGGGCUGCAGUCUCAGACCCUGCCGAGGGCUGCGGGGGGGGGCUGCACCACGCAGGCCCAGUGCCACUCCGGACCCUUCUCUCCCCAGCCUCGGAUGCAGCCUCCGCGGGGGGCCGUGGAGGAGGCGGAGGGCGUGAAGGCAGCGGGCGAGGGUGAGGCGUGUAAGCAGAUAGUGCCUGUGACUAAGGAAGGGGAUGUGAAGGCACAGCUGCAGGCCAUGGAGAACCUGAUCAGCUCCAGUCAGGAAACCAUCAAAGUGCUGCUGGGGGUCAUCCAGGAGCUGGAGAAAGGGGAGGCCCACCGAGAAGGCAACAUCCCGAGGGAAGAGGAGGGGGGAUAUGAUACAUCUUCACCCUCUUCUCUUCCCCACAGACUCUCCUAUCGAACGGGACAGGACACGGCCAACUGUGACACGUGUCGGAACAGCGCGUGCAUCAUAUACAGUGUGGAGCUGGACUUCAAACAGCAGGAGGACAAGCUACAGGCGCUGAUGACGAGGUUGUGCCCCGCGGAAGACGCCCCCUUCUCCUCCCUGCCUUACCCCGCGGAGGCCUACACCUCCACCCCCAAACGCAAGUCCAAAGCAGACUCCAAGAAGCAUGCCCGCUGGAAACUCUGGUUCCUGUGAACAGUUCCACAGUCAACACCGCCACACUCACUCACCAUGCCAUAGGAUUUAUGCAUCUAUCAAGGGGGAGAAAGGUUUCACAAACAUAAUCCAGCCUGCUGUUUAAUGGCCUGGUCACCUGUAAUUCCUGUGAGGACUUGGAGAGGAUAUUGAGCUGGGCUUUGAAAUGCUGGAAUCUGGAAUGGAAAACAAGCAGCAAUCCUUCCAGGAGAAUUGAAUUUUUUGUCACGGUUACCGAAAAGGAUUCAAAGUUAUUUUGAACUAAUUUCCCGAAGCAGGGCGUGAAAUUACGCCAUGGCAACUUAUUUGGAGAUCAGGGAGGUGAGGAGCCAAAUUGGAUUUCCUCCUCCUCUCUCAAUUUAAAUAUAUAAUUUGUAGCUCCCGUCUGGAGUCUAUUUCAAUUAUGUAUUGGUUCAGCAGCUGUCGGUCACGUUUCCAUUCACACGUUGGGACUUGAUAUUUAUUGGUUCUUUUCUUCUCCUACUGAGGUUUGUGUAUGGGAGGGAAGUCGGCAAUCAAGCAUGGCAAUGCCUGUCUCUCACACCAAUAGCAUAUAUCAGCAUAUCAACAAAGCACAACUAAACCACAAUCAGGAUGCAGUUUCACAAGAAAACUAUUUUGACAAUAAUCACAACAAACUGAUGAGAUAAGGACAUAAGGACAUGGGUACUUGGCGUGGACCAAGGAGUGUACUUGAGCAAGAUAUACGUUUAUUGGAGCAAUUAUUAAAAUUUAUAUUUAUUGAAGAAUGUCUCUUUGAAUCCGUUGACUUUGACAUAUAAUGAUACAAAUUAUACAUAUUUUUUAUAGACAUACAUUUGCCAAGGUCGGCAUCUCAAUGUACUUUUCAAAAAAAAAAUAUGAACUUGUAUCUUACUUUAAUGUUUAUUGGAACACACAGUAUAUCUGAGUUGCUGUGAACGAGGACAGUUCCUUUGAGAUUAUUUCCUUACAUUAGUUCCCAUUUGAUCGUCUUCUACUACUAUUAGGUCAAAGAGAAAAUCACUUAAUGGAGAAAAAAACAGGGGGUACCCCAAUAUCAUAGCUGCUCCACCAGCUUUCUCUCUCCCCAUCACGAGCUAGCACACCAAACCACCUAGGUCCUGUCCUGUGGAGGUGACAAAGAGGGGCCUCCAGUAUACUCGUCCUGCCCCGCCCCAGUCACACAGGUGGGGGAUGCAGGCGUGACUGUACUACCAUGUAGUCCUGCUUCAUGAGACUGAAGGACUGAAGGUUCUGUCACUGAACUGGAGCUUCUAGCAGCACAGGGUACAGGCCCGUUGCCUCGCAUGCUUUCUGUCACCUUGGCUCUCGCUAGGUACACUUUUUUUUUUUACCUUUCAAAAAAAUCUACAGUCGAGAGAUCAUUUUUAAAAAGGUUGUUUGAAGAAAAUAAAAACGACAACUUUUUCUAACAAGAUGGGGGACACCUGAGUCUCUCCCACCCCGUCCGCCCAGCAGAUUGUAAAGUCCUCCGGUGGCGCUUGAUAGAAACAUCGUACAGUCAAAAUAUUUCUAUUCGUGCAACAUAUCUAAUAGGGCUAAUUACAUUAUAAGUGGAAUAGAGAAACAAGAAAAAAAGUUCCAGUUAGAAACCAGCUAAAAGAGUGUACGCCCCAAGUCAUUAACCAAGCCAAAACACUGCCCCCUAUAGACAGAAAGGCCAAAGUGGUUAUAACGCAAGUAUCAAAUCUUACUUUGCUCUUAACACAGCAUUACAUUACUGACUGGGUCAGGCUGGUGGUCAAAAUCUUCUCUGCUUUCUGUUAGCCACAUGUAAUUCACCCCCACCACUUUCAUAUAUAUCGAGUAAUGGUUUCUCCAAUAGUUGUACUGUAGCAUAAGGAGAGAACUAAAUGUUUAUCUGUACCUUAAAGAAGUGCAAUUGAUUUACAAUGUGCAAUACUGUGUAUUUUAUACUGUUUUUCAAUCAAAUCUGAAGGCAUUUAAUAUACAAAAUAAAAUGUGAUAAACAUUUAAAAGGGCGUUCUGGAGUUCUCUCUACAUGCCUGACAUUUGUGUGUGUGUGUUGAAGAGGCAUUAUGGUUUUAAAGAUACAGGCUGGAUAAUUGUAGAGGACACUGGGACCAUUUUACCAAGAAACAUUUAAAUGAUAUCCCAAACUACUUCUCAGAGAAAAUCCUUCUGAAGAAUGAAGGGUUACGUUAGAGAACUGCAUUUUCUCCAGAUCAUUUUGUCAUGUUCACCUUUCAUGUCUCAUUUAUGAGAAAUGAACAUAAUAAUUCGGUGUUUGACGCACAAAGACAAGGAACAAAUUCCUACACCAGAACUGUAACAGAAGGAAGUUGUCGAGCAUGCUUAAGUACGAUGGCUUUGGGGGGCAUCUAAUGCCCUUAUCCCACACAUCCCAGAGCAACACAGAGAAGCACUUAGGAGCUUAGAGCUAAGGCCCAGGCUCACAUGCUCAGCUUCCUCAGUAAUAAAGAGGGGCUAGACUACAUUCAGGCUGGCAUAAAUAAGGUUCUGGUCACACUGAUCUUGGUCUGGGUUUCCUAGAUAACCUCCAAACCCUGACCCCAAGGACAACACCGCUGUCAUCCAGACCGCUGUCAUCCAGACCACUGUCAUCCAGACCACUGUCAUCCAGACCACUGUCAUCAACUGUCAAGACCACUGUCAUCAAGACCACUGUCAUCCAGACCACUGUCAUCCAGACCACUAUCAUCAACUGUCAAGACCACUGUCAUCCAGACCACUGUCAUCAAGACCACUGUCAUCCAGACCACUGUCAUCCAGACCACUAUCAUCAACUGUCAAGACCACUGUCAUCCAGACCACUGUCAUCAAGACCACUGUCAUCGACACCACUGUCAUCCAGACCAGUGUCAUCCAGACCACUGUCAUCAAGACCAGCUUCUAUGGGUUAUUUUAUGAAAAUCAAGCUGAAUCAUUACCUUGUUUACGUUUUGGAAACGGUGUAGAUAUUGUGGUGGUGUUCAGAAUGGUCAAAUGCCCCAAUUUUCUCCCCAGGGGGUGGGCGGGGGGUCUGGGGUCUAAGGAAGGGUUAGGAAGAGAUCGUCCACAUCUCUUAUGCGAGGAAGAGGCAAGGUAAGAAGGGAUCGACUGUCCAUGCGCAGGACAUUACGAUGCAAUGCCAUAUCUCACUACGGCUCUUCUCCAUAAACUAGGCUGCAGCAGAGCACACCCCGCGGUCUCUGAGGCAACGCGCUGCAGCGUGGUCAGCAGCUAUGGGCCGGCGGACCUUUGCAUUACAUUUAUGUUGAUUUUGUUUAUGUAUUUAAAUUUUAUAGCCAAGGGAUAGCCUGUCGGACACACGUUGUUCAUCCAUCACUCCUGGAGUUGUAAGUCUGUCAGCACACUGCAGAGGAAUCACAGGAAGAAUAUAGAAACGCCUUGGCUGUGACCUCCCCCAACACUACACGCUGGUGUGUGUGUGUGUCGUGGGUGAGGGGAGUUUGAGGAGCAAACACAAACACACCUCUCUAGAUGUCAAAACGCUGGAUAACACCAGUCACAGAUAUACUGAGACUGCAGAGGUAGGGCACACGGGACCUGACGUGUCAUGGUUAGCAUUACGUCCUCAGGCUAAGCUGGCAGAAAAGGGCACAAACACAGGGAAUGGGCCCUGACAGGUAUGUAAAGAACACUGCUGCUGUGCCUGCCAAUGAAGCAGCUGCAUUGUGGAGUCAAGCCUGUGAAGCCUGCGAAGCUAACAGUGCUUAACCUGAACCACUGACUACAGCAGAGCUGACAGCACCAGCUAGCCACCUAGUCUCCUCAUCUACAUUCUGUGUCGGCAGCUAGAGAGGAGGAGGGGGGACAGAGAGUGAGAGAGAAAGACAGGAAGAAUCGAGGAAGAGAGUUAGAGAGGAAAGGGGGAGAGGUAGGGAGGAAGGGAGAGAAGGAAAAGAGGAAGGGAGGGAUCUAAAUCUGGUGGGCACAAAAGAACAAGGUCAGUUGUUCCAGUGCCAUCUGCGCCGCCCGCCACAACCCUGCUGCAGCAGCAAAAUCAUCAUCUUCGUCAUCAUCUUCAUCGUCCUCCCAGGGUGCUGAUUAGGGGAGCCGGUCCUAACUGGGUCUUGGGCCUGUUAAAAAAUUCAAGCCUACCUUAUUGAUCAUUAAAUAAUGAUCUAGAGGGUGGGGGGGGGGCUGCUUUUAAAUGUGUUUUUUAAAGAGCAGCCCGUCGUCUCUCUCUCGCUCUUCAUUUCUCUACUUCGCACUAGGGGAGUCAAAAUGAGGAUUUAGGAGAACCCCUUAAUCUGAGGUGAUUGCUUUUCUGAGGACGGACAACAUGCAGAAAUCACACGAGCAAAAGCUGUGUCGAGAAACAGGAUGUGAUGUCCUGUUAGGUAGAGGGAAGGAGAGUUUCCACUGUGGCAAGCUGAGAAGAGGCACCUAGCAUGCUGUCCAUCUCGUCAUGUCAAGGACGGCAAAACACGAGCACUGUGAGACGACUGGGCUCGACCACAGGAAGGAGAAAAUCGUCUCCUGAAGACAAGCAGGCUCUCAGGGCAUCUUCGUAAAAAGACCCAGGAGGCCGGAGAUUUUUCAGGGUGGGUAACGGCCAUAUUAGAGUAAGUAGUUAGUGAUUCUCUCUCUCUCUCUCUCUCUCUCUCUCUCUCUCGUCACCUUUUACCAUCAACGAUCCCACGCACUUUAGGUGCACACAUACACACACACAACCACACUAUUACAGUCAGGCAACCCAGCCACUACUGGCUUGAUUAAAACACAGGGAGCUAUAGAGGCUUGUGGUACAACAGAUAAAAGUCGAGUCAGGGGAUGUGAUGUCACUGCCCACUGUUCCCGAGUUUCUAUCCUAGAGGGACACAACCAUUAACUUAUAUUCAAAGUUGUGACCUUUAACAAUUAACCCCUAACCAUUAUGGGAUCCAGCAAAGUUAUUCUUGUUUCACUAUACUUGUGAGGACAUCUGGUCCACACCACACACACACACACACACUGAUGGGACUUUAUCAGAUGAGCGAGCUGUCGUCACAAGAGAGCUGCUUCCCUUAAAUCACCCAUAUUCCAUUCACACUAAGUUGGACAGUAUUAAACAGAGGCCUCACCUUAAUCAGCGUCGCUCUCCUGUUUAAAAGUCACAUGGCUAGCCGGGGGGUUAAUUACACAAGGACAGACGCAGGGGAACCAGAGGAUAAGUACCAUGACAUUCCCGCCCCCCUUUCCCUCUCCUCGUGAAGAAAUGGAUGAGCAGCACUGCGUGUCGACGGUUGACAGUAUAUUUAGGGAAUGACUGAUAAGUGCAUUAAUUGUGGUUGGGUUCCAGCCGAGAGGAUGAUGGACUGUGAGUUGUGCUGCCGUGGCAGAGAAAACACUCAUUAGAUUAAAGCGUCAGGGCUCGCGUCAUCAGGAACUGUGUUCGUUGACAGAUCACACACCCACUGACAUUAAUAAGUCAUGACCCAUGUCAUAUUAAUAAGCAUAAAAGCACAGGAGAGAUCAAGACAAACUCUGGAUUGAAUAUGCUUUUUAUGGAAGUUGUGGUGCUCAGGUUUACUUAGGAAGUAGGUUUUGCUUGCAGUUCUGACUGGAGGAUGGUGUUGGAAAGUGUGUUGGAGAAUGAGUUGUAGGAUGUGGUGGAGGAUGAAUUGUAGGCAGUGUUGGGUGUAACACGUUAUUAAGUAAUUAAUUACUUAUCCACUGAAAAAGUAAAGGGAUUACUGUUAAUUUUUAGGUAAUUUAAUUACAGUUACUUGUUGUUACUUGCCUACUGUAAAUUAGUCCAACAGUUCUGUAUAAAUCAAUAUUGAAUUAAAAUCUAAAUAUAUGGUCUUAGGGCAGUGAACGCUGCCUCUUUAAAAUCGUCAGCUGUAGUGCAGUUGCACGUGAGACGCAAGUUUACUGCAUAAGCGCGGUUUGAAGUGGAAGAUGUCGGCCGGAGCGAGUAGCUGUUUUACCAAAUGGAAAUAUUCCAACUACUUCACCUUUUUGACACAGGUUGACAAGAACAUUACAGUAAAGUGUAAGCUAUGUCCUGGGGACAAAAACUAUCUGCAGCUGUCAAUAGCACAAGUAACCCUAACCCCUCUGAAGCACCUCACAAGGCAGCAUCAACGAACACUUUGGAGUGAUCCAUGUUCAUCAACAGAUAACACCUCAGCAACACCUGUUAAGCAGGCAAAACUUGAUUUUACAUAGCCAGUGCAGAAAGUGUCCGAAGGUGAGCUUAAAAAAAUGAUUGCAGUCUACAUAAUGGAAGAGAUGCUACCGCUUUGUUCUGUAGGAUCUCCGUCUUUCAGGUGCAUAUUAAACAAAUUACCUGUGUGUAGCAAAAAAACUUUGGUGACACCUUAUCUGAAAGGGUGUGAAUAAAACUGUCAUGGCACUGUCAUAACCAUGACAUGACACAUGAAAGGAUGUUGAUGAAUGUUGUCAUUAGGUGUCCUUGGUGAAUUAUGUCAUUUUGUAUGCAAGGUUGACAUUGUUUAUGAUGUCUUUGUUAUGACAACUUGACAUCAGCUGAUACAAAAUAACCUCUCAUACACAUAUCAUAGAAAGCCUAAUUAUCAAACUUGAAGAAAAUAUUUAGCUUUAUGUGAGUUAUGUUUUGAUGUUGCCUCUCCAGUGCACCUGUUGUCACUUUUAUUAGCACCAAAAUAGUUGACAUUGAUUCACAAUUGCUUAUGCUU